Messenger RNA from Corylus avellana, 1924 nucleotides. RefSeq names its product Heavy metal transport/detoxification superfamily protein. Gene Ontology annotation, molecular function: metal ion binding. The record is from RefSeq and is a predicted model, not a curated record. NCBI's taxonomy places the organism in Eukaryota, Viridiplantae, Streptophyta, Magnoliopsida, Fagales, Betulaceae.
GUCGGCCUGUCAUGUCGCUGUUCUUCUUUUAUUGUUUUUCCUCAGUAUUUAACGUUAAAUCACAUCACUUCAGAAUUCAGAGCACCCCCCUCCCCUCAUUCUCUCUCUCCCAUAUUUUACUCUUAAUUUCAGUCCUCCCCUUCUGACUUCCAUCUCUCUCUCUCUCUCUCUCACUCUCUCUUUCUCACUUUUAUAUUCCUCCUUUUCCUUCGGUGAUUUCCUCCUGUUUGUCUUGGCAUUUGGGUAUUCUUCUGUCUCUCAUUUCUGUUACUAUUUAGUUAAAAGCUCAAGACCCAUGUGCCUCAGCUUUGUUUGGUUUUGAGAACUGAAGAGGAGGGGAUGAAAAGAAGUAAAUAGAGACGGGAAGAAUCUUUCUUUUACCCCCACUAGAUUAGGUGUGUUUAUCCUUUUUCUUUCUUUUGUAGAAAAAAAAAAAAAAAAAAAAGAGAAAGAGAAAUAUCGUUCACUCCGAACUUCACUGAAGAAAUGACUAAAGAAGAAGACUUUAAGCUCCUCAAGAUCCAGACUUGUGUUCUCAGAGUGAACAUACACUGUGAUGGGUGCCAGCAGAAAGUGAAGAAACUCCUCCAGAGGAUUGAAGGCGUGUACCAAGUAAACAUAGAUACAGAGCAGCAAAAGGUUACAGUUUCAGGAAGUGUAGAUGCUGCUACUUUGAUCAAGAAACUUGUCAGAGCUGGAAAACAUGCUGAGCUUUGGUCUCAGAAGACCAACCAAAACCAAAAGCAGAAAACCAACUGCAUCAAAGAUGAUAAGAACAACAAAGGCCAAAAACAGGGGUUAAUGAAGGGUCUUGAAGUGUUCAAAAAUCAGCAGAAAUUUCCUGCUUUCAGCUCUGAAGAAGAUGAUGACUUUUUUGAUGACGAGGAGGAGGAUGAUGAAGAGGAGGAGCUGCGGUUUGUCAGGGAGAAAGUUAAUCAACUGGGUCUGCUCCGGCAGCAGGCAAUCGAUGCAAACAAUGCAAAGAAAGGCGUUGGAGCCAUUGCUGCAGCUUCUUCCAACAAUGGAAAAAUGAACAAUAUUGGAAAUGUGAAUGCUGGGAACGGAAAGAAAGGAAACCCAAAUCAGAAUAUGGUAAUGAAGGCUAGUCCAGGUGGGAUUGAUCCAAAAACCAUGGCUGCUCUAAAAAUGAACGGUGCUCAUUUGGGUGGUGGGAACAUGAAUGCAGGGGAAGGGAAAAGGGCAAAUGAUAUCAAUGCCAUGAUGGGUCUGGCUGGUUUUCAUGGAAAUGGGGUUAAUAAUGUUGCUUCCGCUGCUGCUUUAGGAGGCAAUUCCCAUAGCUUGGGAGGAGGGUUCCAAGUCCAAUCAAACAAUGCUCAUCAUCAUCAGGGAUCUCCUGCUGGUUUCCCAACUGGUGGAUAUGCCACAGGCCAAUACCCAUCAUCCAUGCUGAUGAACAUGAAUGGGUACAACCAUCCAUCACCCAUGAUGAUGAACAUGAACAUGCAUGCCAGGCAUGCCAUGCAGCAACAACAACAACCCCAGAUGAUGUAUCACAGGUCCCCCUUUGUUCCCCCUACCACUGGCUAUUACUACAAUUAUAGCCCUAGCCUUAGCCCUAGCCCUAACCCCAACCUCAACCCCAACCCCUCCUACCCUUACACUGAACCUAAUUACAGUGGCAAUAACUCUGCAGCACACAUGUUCAGUGAUGAGAACACAAGCAGCUGUUCCAUAAUGUAAUAUAAAAAAUUGUGUAGAGAGAAAAAGUAUGUGUUGACUUCAAAGUCAUUUGUUAGUGGAGUUGGUGGCUUUUUGACUGUAUUCUGCUUUGUGCUGUCUGUGAAGGGGAUGGGUUAGGAUGCUAUGUGUGUGGCCAUGUGGGUGAAUCCUAUCACUGUAUUAUGUAGUUGUUGUUGUUCAGACAAUGUUCCUCUCUUUUUUUUCUUUUUCUUUUUUUCAGUUC